Scatophagus argus is the source of this 1262-nucleotide messenger RNA. It is a transcript of the gene myoz1b, whose product is annotated as myozenin 1b. Gene Ontology annotation, molecular function: actin binding; FATZ binding; telethonin binding. Bases 175 to 912 code for a protein of 245 amino acids. The transcript has 6 exons. Gene Ontology annotation, cellular component: actin cytoskeleton; Z disc. The record is from RefSeq and is a predicted model, not a curated record. NCBI's taxonomy places the organism in Eukaryota, Metazoa, Chordata, Actinopteri, Scatophagidae.
CGCAGCCCUGCUGAUAGGGUUUCACUCUCUCUGGGGCGAAGAGGAGGGCAGGCAGUACAAUACCAGCUCUGGGACAACAAAUCUACCUGGGAAUCUGCGUUCCUCUUCCUCUGACCCACCUAUUCUGGGACCUUCUGGGACCUGUGUCUUCUUGUGGAUACCUGGGUCUUAGCCAUGCCUCUCCCAACUACUGCCCCUUCUAGCAAGAGGAAGGCCAACAAGAUCAUCACCGACCUGACCAACAUCUCCCAGAAUGACGAUGAGUCAGAUCCCGAGGCCUCUGAGUUUGACCUGGGCACCAAGAUCAAGACGCCUAAGGAUGUGAUGCUGGAGGAGCUCUCCCUGCUCAAAAACAAGGGCUCCAAGAUGUUCAAGAUGAGGCAGCAGCGAGUCGAGAAGUUCGUUGUGACCAACGAGAACAACAACCUCCAGAACCUAAUGAUGUGCCCUCCCCCUAUUCCACCAAAGCCUGAGAUGCCAAAGGAAGAAGUGGUGGAGGAGGAAGUGGAUGAGGAGGCGGAGAAGAAGAAGAGGAGGGAGGAGUAUGUACGCACCUACAUAUCGCCAUGGGAACGGGCCAUGAAGGGUAACGAGGAGCUGACAGCCACCAUGAAGACCUUCAUGCCAGGACCCAUCGGGUUGCACCCAGAAAUGCCUCUGUACAAGAGCUUCAACAGGACGGCGCUGCCAUUUGGCGGCUACGACAAGGCGUGCAAGAUGCUGACCUUCGAACUCCCAGAGAUCUCUGUUGCCGUAGAGGAGCCGGAGCCCCUGCCCAGCCUGCAGGCCGACAUCCGCUCACGCCCCUCGUUUAACCGCACGCCCAUCGGCUGGGUCUGCAGCGAGGACAACUCACACAUCCACAUGGACCUGGACAACAUCCCUUUUGACGGAGAGACGGACGACCUGUGAACCUACGUCCAGGCAUAUUUGCAACACGUGUAGCCUGAAACACACACGCACACACACACCCUCACAUGAGUGUAUACAUACAUGAGAGCAUUAGGCUGCAAAAACUCUGCUGAGGCUCCUGUAAACAAAACGAAAUGAACAAAAAUGAUUUAAAAAUGACGUGAACAGUACAAAGUGUCUUCCCUGGUCUCUUGUGUGCUUUCAUAUCUUUUCCCUUUCCCAACUACGAUUCAGUCUUACUAUGAUUUUGCAUCCCGUGAGCUAACGCGAGACCUGUGUGAAUAGAUAUCGAUGAGCACUCUGCACUCUUAAAAGAAUGUAUUUAUGCAAUAAAGUUCCCCUUUACAGAA